UAAAGUUAACAAUUAAGGUGUUUAUUGACAUAGUUCAUAACACACUGUAGGCGGCUGAGGUAGGAGUCCGAGAAACUCAUCUCAGGGCAGGAGAGUCCAGUUUGUUGGACGAGGAGAGCAGCUGGAAAGCACUGGCAAGGCGGCGCGGCGUGCUGAUGCAACGGCUCAGCAGAGACCGUCACACCGGGGAGAACAGGAAGUUUUACCGGGAGGCUGUCGGUCGGAAAGAGCAAGUCCCACACGCCGUUUGUUUGUCAGUAUGACAGGUUUGUGAAUCAAGGACAUUGACGAUUACCAUGAGCAGCUCCGGAGGGACGCCCAUUUCCUGUGCUCAGAUCAGAGAAUGGACACUGAACUGGUUGACAGACUGGUUCUGCAGCUGAACAGGAUCCACCCCCAGAUACUCAAUGACAAGGAAGCCCACAGGUUCAGGAACCUCAGCGUGCCCACCAAGGUGCGGUUAGCUGAGCUGUUGAAGCACCUGCAUGGGAAAGGCGAGGAGGCAUGUCAUGAAUUCUACAGAGGACUUCACAUCCACGCUGAGGACGUCUACUCCAGCCUGCCCACCAGAGUCACACAAAGAGGUAAAAACACUGAGCAGGGCUUCUCAGACGUUUUAGUGACUGAAGAUUGCCACAUAGAACUGCAGUCAGAGAUGGCAGAUCCAAAAUGGACAUACAAUGUGGCAAUCUACCCAGACCGAUAUGUGCUUAAUGACUAUGCAGGACCAUUGUUCUUUCUGAGCUGUUUCAGUUUUGUAGUUGGUAUUGCAAUGCUCUACUAUUACAGAGAGGGUGAGACGUUGAGAUGCAGCGGUCCACUUCUUCAGCGCUCUGCAGCAAGACUUAGUGAAGGUGCUAAAAAUGUUUUAAUUUCCUGUGCUGAGGUUGGAAAACAGAAAAAAUAAAUCUGUUAAGGUGCGGAAAAAUUUAAGAACGAGCCCUGUGAGAACAACAAGCCAUGCAAUUUGCCACUUUGCUGUGCCAAACUCAUAUACACUUUGAGAACAACUGACACCUCUUUAUAUGAAAAACAUUUAUAAUGUUCUACUAUAAUACUUGUAUGUGUGAGUCUUACCUGGAUUUACUGGGUGUGCAGCACUAAGGACUCCAAUUCCAUUUUCAGCUAAAAUGAAGCCUAAUAUUAACUGACUAACCUCACACCCACACAGGUGUUUUCAAUCACUCUGCCUAAUUAGACAUCUGCUCAGGUUGAAGCUGGGUGGAGCUAUGCUGGGAAUUACAUGAUGUAGCCAAACACUAUGUACCUGUAAGGGUUAAGAUGUCCCAACUAAAGUUGUACAACAAAACCAACAGAAGGGUGAGGGAGAUUCAAAUCAAGUGCAGUUUGCACACACCCACACCUUCCUGAGAAGAGGUCAAAUUAGGCAACAUAAGUGAAAACACCUGUGUUGGUGUGCAGGGACCAAGAAUUUGAUUCACUAUAACAAUGUUCAACUUUUGCUCAAAUAAAGCACAAAACAUUUUGACAUCA
Messenger RNA from Siniperca chuatsi (mandarin fish), 1494 nucleotides. RefSeq names its product caspase recruitment domain-containing protein 19-like. Gene Ontology annotation, cellular component: mitochondrion. The transcript has 7 exons. Lineage: Eukaryota; Metazoa; Chordata; Actinopteri; Centrarchiformes; Sinipercidae. Bases 344 to 907 code for a protein of 187 amino acids. The record is from RefSeq and is a predicted model, not a curated record.